AUGUUACCGAAUUCACCACACGUAGAAAAAGUAUACAUAGGUGAAGAAGGAUUAGUGCACGCGUACGAUCGAUCAAAAUCUGUCGCGGAAGCUAUUAUCGCUAAUGGUGCACGUGCUACUGAUGCGCCCGUUUUCGGGGGAAUGGACCCAAAAUUACUAGCCAGCAUUCUUAUUCUUCAAUGGGCAGAUGUUGGCGGCUUUGUAACCACACUGAUGGCCAAAGAUUUACGAGUUGCUGUCAAUGCAGCUAAUCGACUAUCUUACUGGGCACUGUAG
Molecule: messenger RNA, 276 nt
Organism: Ambispora gerdemannii
Lineage: Eukaryota; Fungi; Glomeromycota; Glomeromycetes; Archaeosporales; Ambisporaceae
Source: the annotation of a GenBank genome assembly